CACUGUUCGUUGAGCAAGAGUGGUAGAGUGUGGGUGUUCUUAUUAACAAAGCCGAAAGCAUUUCACCUGCCCGAAAUAAAAAAUAUGGAAAAGCUCAAGCGACGGUGUGAGCAGCGCCAAUUGAUGGACGAGCUAAAGCAGCGACAGGUCAUAACGGAUAACCUACUGCAAAAGAUACUCUACUCUAAACGCCUGCUAGUGGAUCAUGUGGAGGCCCUUGAAUUAUGUAUGCAACAACUGAAUGAAACUUGUCCCUCCCCUCACCGACAACUGUUGACCACGCGGAAUGCCUGCCUACUCGUGGGCUGCUCCGUGCUAGAGCAUUUUAUAACUCCAAGAAGUAUGCGAAUCUUGCUAUUGCCUUCGGCCCUAAUCACCGGCACUUUUGGUGCUCUGUAUGCGGUUAAGAGUGUUUUCGUGUGCCGCAACAAGAUAGUGGAGCGCAAGUUGGAGCAGCUGGUGCAGACCAUUGAUGAGUUUGGCAACUGCAUAAGACGCAAUAUGACUUACUUUCAAGAGAUUAUCAUUAUGAAACAGGCGGAACUUAUUGAAUCCCGUCAAAUUGAACGUGCCUGGGAUUGCAUAACAGCAGCCAAAGAGGUGACCGAAAUACUGUAUGAUGCUACCCGUAAACUGGAGACGGAUUAUCCCCUGCCAACCAAAUACGGCCCAUAUUACGCCCCCAUGGAAGAGCUGCGCGACUGCGACUAUUUUAAAACCAACGUGACGGACUACAGUCCAAAGCACAUCAAGGAUUUCCACAACAUCUUUGCCUAUGUGCAGUCACAGUAUCUUCUUCGACUAGCAUUGACCAUCACAACAAGGCCGUCGAUUUCCCAGCUCAGUGACGAGUUAGUGAAAAUCGAUUGCCUGGUGCGUCAGUUAGUCCAGGAGGAGGAGCAACACUUUAGGAAUCUGGCGACAGCUAUGCAGAACAAGAAGCAACUGGAACUAGCCGAAUUGCAUGCCAAUAAAACGGAGCAACAGCGAAGUGGUCCCAUUGCAGUGCUGCAACACUCCUCCUUGAAACUGAGUGCCUGCAUGGUGGCCGUAGCCGGCGAGUGUCAAGCCCUAGAUGUUACUCUUCAACAAUUGACCGCCGCGGAGGCAGCCAACAAGAACAAUGCCAGCCAAUUGGCGGCAGUGGCCAACAAUAUGCACGGCAUUGAGAAUGCCUUGGCCGUUUGCUGUGAUGACUUCCAACGUCUAAUGCUGGUCUAUAACAAGUUUCUAAACAGCAAGCUCGAUUUGGAUAAUAAGUCAGCGUCUCCUGUCGCCUCAGCCCAAGAUAAGGAAUUCCCCGAGAGUAUUCUGCGCGUAGAGUACUCACAGAAUUCCAGUGAACCGCAGGAGAAGGAUGACUUCUAUGCCUACAUGUACGAUGAGCAUGAGGCACAAGAUUUUGACGCUGACCAACAGCAGGCACCCUUUCCCACACCCGAGAAGCAGUUACUCAAUUUUGAGAAACGCAUUACCAAGGGCAAGUUCAAGCCGGUAUUGAAGCAACUUAAGGAUCGCAUCGAUCCCAUACGACAGGUCAUGUUAGAGAAGGAACGUGAAGUUCUUGCCUCAAAGGGCAUCAAUGUGGACGAGCUAUUCGCUCAAACGGAAAAGGAACAAAAAGAUAAUCGUUUGACCGACCAGCAAAGGAAUUACGAUGGAUCUGUCUCUGGCUCGGAAUCGGACUCAGCUGAAGAAUCACCCGCGUUCAAGGAGCGCACCAAAAAACUCAAGGAACGUGAUAACUUUGCCGAAAUGCGUCAAUUUCUGGCACAAAAACAGAAACUUAAUUUGUUUAACUUAAAUGGAACGGAACCCAUACGACCACCAGUUUCAAUUGAAGAGGAGCUGCUGGAGAGCGAGUGUUAGAACCAUUUACAUUAACCAAGUUUUUAUCAACAUCCCCCAAAAUGUUUUUUAUCUGUUAGAAAUGUUUUAUCUGCAACAACAAAAAAAUAUCUAUUUAAGAUAAGCGCAACAAGAAGCGCUUCCUCUGAUAAUUUUGCCGUUGAUUUUGUUCCUUUUAUUUGCGUUUUUAAAGCUAUUUUUAAAUUAUUGCUGUACAAAACAAAUGGCACGCAAAUUAAUAAACUUUCUGAUGUACAUAUACCUAUAUAAUAAUUUAAA
Molecule: messenger RNA, 2127 nt
Organism: Drosophila willistoni
Lineage: Eukaryota; Metazoa; Arthropoda; Insecta; Diptera; Drosophilidae
Exons: 5
Coding region: 85-1869 (594 amino acids)
Source: RefSeq, a predicted model, not a curated record